AUGCCUAACUUUGGCUUUAUCAAAAUUUUAUCAAAAGUUGUUCGAGUUCCAGCCUACGUGGGUGGAACCAUGGCCGCCGGGGGUUCUUACGUUGCUUAUAAAGUCGAACAGGCGUCUAGCUACACCAACGAUCGAUUAUCGGCAUUCAAGGAUUUCACCAAUUCAAUGUUUGAUAAAACCAGUGAUUUUUUGAAAUCAAGUAAUUCAUCGGACCCAUCUAGCUCAGGCCAAAGCGAUGGUGGGAGUGGUAGUAGUGGUGGGAGUGGUGGUGAUACCAGUGCCACCGCGGUUGCCACCGCGGCAGCAGUGGGGCUUUCGUCGGAUGACGAAGAAACCCUAAUUGAUGAUGAUGAUGAUGAUGACGACAAUGAAGAAGAUUCAACUAAUGACGAUAUACUAAACUUGACUAAACAAAUGAUUGAAAUCCGGAACUUGCUAAUGACAGUCGACUCCAGAAGCGAUUCUCUCAAGUUGCCUUCUAUUGUGGUGAUUGGCUCUCAAUCAAGUGGGAAAUCCUCAGUUCUUGAAUCCAUUGUAGGCCAGGAAUUCUUACCUAAAGGUAGUAAUAUGGUGACCAGAAGACCAAUUGAGUUAACUUUGAUCAACUCUCCCAAUUCUGCUCUGGAAACUGCUGAAUUUCCCGCCUUGAAAAUAUUUAAUAUCACCGAUUUCAAUCAAGUCCAAAAAACUUUAUACGAUUUGAAUAUGGCAGUGCCCAUAAAUGAAUGCAUUUCUUCCGACCCAAUCCAAAUCACCAUCAAAUCUCCUAAAGUCCCCGACUUAUCCUUGGUGGAUUUACCCGGUUAUAUUCAAAUUGAAGCCGCUGAUCAACCAAUUGAAUUAAAACAGAAAAUCAGAUCGGUUUGUGAUAAAUACUUGGAAAAUCCAAAUAUCAUCUUGGCCAUCUCGGCGGCAGACGUUGACUUGGCUAAUUCUUCUGCUUUGAAAGCGGCUAGAGUAGCGGACCCUAAAGGUGAAAGAACCAUUGGGGUCAUUACUAAAGUCGACUUGGUGGAUCCUUCAAUUGCUUAUAAAAUCUUGACCAAUAAAAAAUAUCCUCUUAGAAUGGGUUACGUGGGUGUUAUCACUAAAGCUCCUCCUCAACAAGUAAGUGGAACAAACUUAUUCACUAGAAAUAAAAUUAACAGUUAUCAAUCUUACGUUGCUCAACAAAAUUAUGAAUAUCAAUUUUUCAAAAAAAAUAAAGAAGAAUUUAUUGGGACCGUUACCAGUACUAAACAUUUGAAAAAAAAAUUAAUGAAAGUUUUGGAAAAAUCAAUGGCAAAUGCUUUAAGACCAACCCAUUUAGCUAUUCAACAAGAAUUAGAAGAAACUAGUUAUCAAUUCAAGGUGGAAUUUAAUGAUCGUCCUUUAACCCCUCAAAUGUAUUUAGCAAACAAUAUUGAUAUCUUAAAAUUAACAACUAAAGAAUUAAGUAAUCAUUUUUCAAGAAGAGAAUUGAAAUCUUUACUUAAAAAUGAAUUAGAUCAAAAAGUUUUAAAUUUAUUAGCCGAAAGAUACUGGAAUAAACCGGGUAAUUUAAAAAAUGAUAUUGAACCUAAUUUAAAAGAAUUAUCCCAAUUAGCAAAUAUUGAUGAUGACAUUUAUUGGCAUAAAAAAUUAGAUUUAACUACUAGUCUGUUAACUAAAUUGGGUGUUGGUAGAUUAUCAACAAGUUUAAUAACAAAUUCUUUAAUCACUGAAAUCGAAAAUUUGGUUGACUUUACUCAAUUGAAAAAUCAUCCAAUGGCUCGUAAUGCAGUUAGUGAAGCUGCUAAAUCAGUUUUAAGUGCUAAAUAUUACUCUACUGCUGAUCAAGUUGAAAAUUGUAUCAAACCUUAUAAAUAUGAAAUCGAAAUUGAAGAUCGUGAAUGGUUAUCAAGUAAAGAUAAUGCAGUCAAUUUAUUAAAAGAAGAAAUCAGACAAUGUGAUGAAACUUUUUAUAAUUUGAAAAAAUCAAUCGGCGGAAGAAAAUUACAACAAGUUAUGACUUAUCUUGAUAAAUUAGAAUCAAAUAGAACUGAUACAAAUGAUGCUUUGGGAUUUCUGAAUGAAUUAAUUGAUCGAGGUAAAGAAGGUAUUUUCUUAAAAGAUAGAUUAUCUUUACUUAAGAUGAGAUAUCAAUUCAUUAAAAAUUCUAAAAAAUGUAAAAACAAAGAAAACAAAUAUCAAUGUCCUGAAAUCUUUUUGGAUGCAGUGGCUUCAAAAUUGACUUCAACUUCAAUUUUAUUCUUGAAUGUUGAAUUAUUAAGUGAUUUCUAUUAUAACUUCCCAAGAGAGUUAGAUCAAAGAUUUUUCAAUAACCUAACUAAUGAAGAAAUUGAAUUAUUUGCCAAAGAAGAUCCGAAAAUUAAAAAACAUAUCGAAUUACAAGAAAGAAAAGAUUUAUUAGAAACUGCCUUAAAUAAAAUGGAAAGUAUAUUGGCCAUACAAAGAACUAAAUAAUUUUCUUAAUUUUCUGUACAUAGAAGCUUGUCGUUUUUUUUUUUUUUUUAUAUAUAUAUAUUCGUCUCUUGACUAAUUAACGAUUUUAACUAUACGAUCAAACAAUGUAUCUAUUUGUAUAC
Molecule: messenger RNA, 2567 nt
Organism: Hyphopichia burtonii NRRL Y-1933
Lineage: Eukaryota; Fungi; Ascomycota; Pichiomycetes; Serinales; Debaryomycetaceae
Product: dynamin-related GTPase
Exons: 2
Coding region: 1-2445 (814 amino acids)
Cellular component (GO): microtubule; membrane; cytoplasm
Molecular function (GO): GTP binding; microtubule binding; GTPase activity
Source: RefSeq, a predicted model, not a curated record